This is a messenger RNA of Staurois parvus, 369 nucleotides long. NCBI's taxonomy places the organism in Eukaryota, Metazoa, Chordata, Amphibia, Anura, Ranidae. The record is from the annotation of a GenBank genome assembly.
AUGUUCAAUCCCAUAGAAACCAGAGAUCUCACAUGGGGGACAAGUAUUCCUGUGUGUCUUCACACACAUCAGAGAUCUUACACGGGGGAGAAGUUGCAUACCUGUCCGGAGUGUGGGAAAUGUUUUUCAUGUGAGUCCUUUUUUUUUAUAUAUUUUAGAUCUUACACAGGUGAAAAGCCAUAUGUCUGUCCUGAGUGCAGGAAAUACUUUUCAGUGAAGCCCAGUCUUCACACACAUCAGAGAUCUUACACGGAGGAGAAGUUGCAUACCUGUUCGGAGUGCGGGAAAUGUUUUUCAGAGAAGCCCUUUUAUUCAUAUAUGACAGAGAUCUCAUUCGGGGGAAAAGCCGUAUUGGGGACAAGAGGGUGA